Molecule: messenger RNA, 5575 nt
Organism: Labrus bergylta (ballan wrasse)
Lineage: Eukaryota; Metazoa; Chordata; Actinopteri; Labriformes; Labridae
Source: RefSeq, a predicted model, not a curated record
CUCACCUCAAAUGUUUGUUGUCAGUGAGGUUUUUCUUGUCUCUAGAUGUGAGUCAUGUUUAAGUUAACUCAGGAGAUGAAAGAAUGAAGGAGCUUCACCGGCAGACAUGCAAGUCUGUGGAAAGGCAACAGGGGGAUGUUGUCUCACCUACCAAGGAACCAACUAUUCUGCAACCACUGAGAAGUGGACUGCCAGCAAAAUCUUCAGCUCCUAUGGAUCUGAAGUUUACCUGAAGAGUGUUUGGCCCGAGUGUUUUUCCUUAGCGAAAAGUGGAUGAAGAACAACAUACCUGCCUUGUGUUCCUGAAUGUUUUACAUUUAUUCAAGGAGAAUCGAUUGAGUCUUUCUGAGGAAGAUGGACGCAACAGAGAUUCCGGCACUGGAGCCCAGAUCGGAGCGGAUUGCUCGCUACAAAGCCGAGAGGAGGCGAGAACUGGCUGAACGCUUUGGGAACCUGGAGGAGCUUCCUUCCAAGUGGGUUAGGAGAGAUGGGAAGGAGGUCCCUGACCCGUCUACACGAGCCCACAGAGGGACACUGAACUCAGACGGCCUCGGUGAAAGAGUCAACGGCAGGAAACGAGGAGUGACAAAUGGACUGGAAGUGGACAGCGCAGAGUCUAACCACUUAAGAAGGCAGGGUUCCCGGGACUCUGCCAGCAUGCUGAGUGGGGAGGGUUGCCUUGUUCCUCUUGGACCUGAUGCCCCGCAGCUCCACACUCGUGUGUCGGUGGGCCAGUUAAGGAGCACCCUCCUGCAGCAGACGGGGAGCGAAGCACAGCCUGACAAAGUUUGCCCUGAUGUUGGGCAUACCACGUCCUCUCUGGAUUUGGCGUCCGAGGGGGGCCGGAGACGCACCCGGCGCUACCUCCCUGGUGGGUCAAGCAGCGGCCGCAAGACCAGCGAGCGUUUCAGGACGCAGCCGAUCACCGCCAUUGAGAUGGAGGAGAGCGGAGGGCUGGUGGACGCAGAGGAAGAGGAGAACCGUGAAGCUGACGUGAAAACAGAUGACCGAGCCAAAAUGAGCGUAGCAGCCAAGAUGUCUUUGUUUAAAGAGCUGGAGAAGUCUGCUGCCCCCGAGGCCUCGGCCUUUCUGAAGCCCCGCACAGGCAGUGUGGGUCAUGAGCGCAGGGUGCGCCGUGGCAACGACCAUCGCUUUCUGACUCAGCCUAUCACCUGUGAGGAAAUUGUGGCAAUCAGUGCCCCUAAACCAGUCCCACCAGUGGAGUCCGAGUGCGUUCAGGCUGAGUCCGUGGAGGACGUCGAUGAGAGCUGCAAACUGAGCAUGAGUGAGAAGCUGGCCCUCUUCAACAAGCUGUCCCUGCCGGGGAGGCAGGCGGCGACCCCUGACGAUGGGCCCUCCGAGAGACGAAGGCAGAAGGGGGCUCGGUACCGCACACAGCCCAUCACAGUGGAGGAGGUCAACCUGCUCCAGAAAGGCCCUGUUCAGCUUCCUGUCUUCAGUUUGACUCCUCAUCUGCACGACAGACAGCAGGCCUCGUCUGUCAACCUAAAACCCAGUGAGCUCCGCCUCUCCCAGCCGAGACUGGACCCUGGUCCUGUGCACUCGGACCUUAGUAGCCCCACGCGGGAAGGUCUGCCGCGCUACGCAUCGGAGCCAGGCCUGAGAGGAAUCCUGAAGAAGACCUGCAGGACAGAGGCUGGUCGAAUAGAUGCGCCGCUCACACAUGAACAAAACGGGGGAGGCGUUGAAGAGGCAGGAACACGAGCGAGGAUGGAGCGCCAAGAGCUGCAGGAGAUUCCUGUACCACCACGGAGAGAGAGAAGAGGGGCUUCAGGCGUAGAGACCGCUGCUCCGUGGAGGCAGAGGGCUCGAAACAGGAGGGAGACCAUCGCCUGCACACCGAUCAGAGUGCUGUCAGAGCAGGACGGGCCUCAGGACGAGGAGAGGCCCUGCCAGAGCGUGGCGCAGGACGUUUCUAUUGUGGGACAAAACUCCACUACAAAUGGCAGGGUUCAGCAUCAACUUGAGAAGGAGAGUGAUGGGAAUAUGAAUGAAGAAACCAGAGCGAUGGGGCGUGUUCAGGUGACACAGGGAGACGACAGCGUGAAAAUGCAGGAGAUGACAGACACCAGCAGGUCUAAGGAGGAGACACAAAAUGCUCAUGUGGAGAGUGUCAGCGCUGAGUGCUGGGAACCCGUCUUUGCCUCUGUCUUUUCUAGCAGUACACCCCAAUAUAUCAUGUGUUUCAACCAGACGAGUCUUUCCUUCGAGGCACAGGAAGUCGCCUCUCCUACCAAGAACCCGAUCCAGCCCCAGUGGAGACAGAAGGCUAACGGAGCUGAGGAUGAGCUCCAGGUGGACAAACCCAAAGAAGUGAACGCCUGUAACGACACGAGACCUUCCAUAGACGCUUCAUUAUGCACAGAUGGAGAAACCUCCAUGCAGACAUUGGAGCAGUUUGAAGAUCCGCAGACCUCACAAUCCCCGGUGUCUCCACCCCAUGUGAAGGAGGACACCCCUGUGGACGAAUCAAAUGCUUUUGAUGCAGGUUUUUACGGGGAUCAGUCACCUCCAUCUGCCUGCGCCCUCCCGCCAUGUGAUGGCAUCGCUGCUCCAGAGAGCGAGCAGGACCUGGACGUCCUGUGCCAGACCAACACACCUAUGCUGACUUCCACUGUAGCGGAGCACCGGCGUUCGGUGCGUCCAUCGCGUCGGACCCAGGGCUCCAGAAAUCCUCUGAGGGCUCUGGCUGCCAGGGAGGACGUCAGGCAGGACUACAUGGGAGAGAGAGCCAACAACGCUUCUGAGGAGAGGAUGGAGGCAGAGAACAGGUCCAAAAACUCCGAUUCACAUCUGGACAGACCAGAAGACCUCUCUUCCUCGGAUGCUUUGACCACAAAGUCUUAUCCUCCCUUCAGCAGCCUGAUGCUCAUCCACACGAAAGGUAGGCGGCAUGUCCAGGUGCGUCUGGUGGAGCCCUUGGUUCAUUCACUGAACAGUGGAGACUGCUUCCUGCUGGUCUCUCCAGAGCAUUGCAUCCUGUGGAGUGGAGAGUUUGCCAAUGAACAAGAGAAAGCCAAGGGCUCUGAGCUGGCAUCGCUCAUCCAGAGUCAGGGAGAUCUCGGCUGUCAGGCCUCUCAGAUCAUCCACCUGGAGGAGGGGCUGAACUGUGACAGCAGCCUGGCUGCAGACUUCUGGAGCCUUCUUGGAGGACGAACACAUUACAGAGGAGCCAGUGCAGAAGAGGAGGACGAGCUCUUCGAAAGAGGCAUAGCAGAUUCUAACUGUGUGUACAGGCUGGUGGAAAACAGACUGGUGCCCCAUGAACAGGCCUGGGCUUCCGUCCCAAGUGUGUCCCUGCUGGGCUCCGAGGAGGCCCUGGUGUUUGAUUUCGGCAGCGAGGUGUACCUGUGGACUGGGCAGAAUGUUUCCCCCAGCAGGAUGAACGUUGCUCUCCAUCUGACUCACCAAGUGUGGGUCGGAGCUUAUGACUACAGCAACUGUCGAGUCAAUCCACUGGAUCCCACACAAAGUAACCCUGGCAUACCGCUGAGUGGGGAGGGGCGUCCCAGCUGGGCCUUAUUCGGCUGCGUGUCAGAGCACAACGAGACGGCUCUGUUCAGGGAAAAGUUCCUGGACUGGACUUUGAAGAGCACAGGCAGAGAGGAGGCUGCUCCUGUGAACAAGGAGAUGCAGCCUGUCACAGUUCCAUCUGACCCAUCGUCAGACCUUCUGAGCGCCUGCGACGCCAAAGCUCUGGUGUCAGGUGAGUCACUAACAGAAGAUAGCUUGGUCCAUAACGUGUUGGCCGGCGUCGACGUCCAGAGGGGGCACGGGGUCAUCACGCUGGAGGAGGGACUUCGGAUGGAGCUGAAUACCAUUGCUGUGGACAGCUGGCAUGUCCAGGAGUUUGAUGACAGUGAAACCCCCAUAGAGAGCACGGGACAGCUUCAUGAAGGAGACUCUUACGUCAUCCGCUGGACGUACAGCAUCAACACUGUCGCGGAGAUGAACGGUUCUGAUGAGUGUGGCAGAGGGGAGAAAGAAAACACUGCCUUGUUCCUCUGGAGGGGCUGUCACUCAAGUGUAAGUGGGCGGGACACAGCAGCUUUCCUGUCCAUUGGGAUGAAUAACCAGGAAGAGUCACAGGUGGUGGUUCCUCAAGGAAAAGAACCUCCCUGUUUCCUGCAGCUUUUCCAGGGAGGCCUGGUCAUUCACAAAAACAAGAGAGAGGAGGUGUCCACUAAAACAGAGUGGCGUUUGUUCUGUGUGCGUGGAGAGGUCCCAGAGGAGGGCUCUCUGUUAGAAGUGGACUGCUGUUGUUCAGGUCUAAGAUCGAGGGGCUCUGUUGUGCUGCUCAGCAGCCAGCAGGGGGUGCUGUAUCUCUGGAAUGGCUGUAAAGCUCAUGUCAGCACAAGAGAGGUUGGCAAGCGAGUGGUGGAGCGUCUAACUGAAAUGUGUCCACCCGAGCUGGGUCUGAGCAAAAGCAGCCCCGUGAAGGUGCAGGUGGUGGAUGAAGGUUCAGAGCCUGCAGACUUCUGGACAGCGCUGGGACAGAUGGACAGAAAAGCAUACGACUGCAUGCUGCAAGAUCCAGGAAAGUAUAACUUCACACCUCGCCUCUUCCACCUGAGCGCCACCUUAGGGAGUUUACAGGCUGAAGAACUGCAGAGCCCGACGCGGCUGCCAGGGCUCGUGACGCCGAUGCCCUUCACCCAGGAGAGCCUGUACGCUGUCCCACAGCCAGCCUUGUUUCUUCUCGACAACCGUCUAGAGGUCUACCUGUGGCAGGGUCAGCCCGAGCAGACGGAGAGCUCUGCCUCAGCCUGGAGCUGCUGGCACAACGAGCGGAGGUGUGCUAUGCAGACGGCUCUGCAGUACUGCAAAGAGAUGAACCCAAGACGCCCUCCCCAGGCCUACCUCAUCCUCGAGGGGGCAGAACCUCUCACCUUCACCAAUGUGUUCCCCCGUUGGGAGAGGAGCCACACAUGGGGUGACACAAAGCCGGUGAAGCUGACCUUGGUGCAGGACGCCCUGGCCCAGCUCAUGAAGACCCAGUACCCCCUGGAUGAGCUGCUGCGGAGCCCCUUACCUGAUGGAGUGGAUCCCCAGCACCUGGAGGUCUACCUGUCUGAUCAAGACUUCCAGACUAUUUUGGAAAUGAAGAGAGAUGAAUACUUCUCCCUGCCGAGCUGGAAGCAAAUUGAUCUGAAGAAAAGCAAAGGGCUGCUGUGCUAGACAAGCGGAGGCUGACUGACACUCGUGCAACAGGGACUCCUCCUCCGCAGAGAAAGGAAGAUGGCAGGGGGCUAUUAGUACCAUGUUGCUGCACAAAUGACUCCUCGCAACGUCAUACAAAGAGGAAAGGAAUUCACUUUUAUUUAUGUCAAAUUAGUAUGAGUGUGUGGACCUCUUAUCAGAUGUGGAUUUCUCCGUAGCUUUUGUUCAGAGCAACAACAGAAUACAUUUUUUCCUAUGAAACUUCAUUUUAUCUGUACAAAUCAAUGAGAAUUAUAAAGAGAAAGAUGUGUGGGAGUGAGGGAAGGAAAUCAGUAACAAACUGUGGGAUAAGGACGAGAAAAAACAAAGGAGUGCUUGCAAAAAAAAAAAAAAA